Messenger RNA from Closterium sp. Naga37s-1, 1560 nucleotides. NCBI's taxonomy places the organism in Eukaryota, Viridiplantae, Streptophyta, Zygnematophyceae, Desmidiales, Closteriaceae. The record is from the annotation of a GenBank genome assembly.
AUGCUCCGCACCGUGCCAUGCCCCACUCGUCGCAUCGCAUCCCACGCGCUGCACGCCACUCUCACUCACUCACACUUCCAAAACGCACUCUCACGCCGCCCUCUCUCAGCAACUCUCAAGCACCCCUCUCUCGGUCGCCCAUCAUCCCCUACACCAGCCCUUCACAAUAAACGCAGCUUCCCACGUUGCUUCUCCCCUCUUUCCCCGCUUUCUCCCCCCACCAGCGUGUAUCCGUACUACGUGUCACUCAAGCUGGGGUCGAGGAAGCAGGAGUUCAGCAUGGCGCUCAACCUCAUCAUCCAAGACACCUUCGUGCCCUGCGACUGCCUGCACUGCGCCUCCAUGCGCAAGGGGACCACGAACAGCAAGCCCUUCAGCACGCUCGCCUCCACAACCCUCAAGUACAUCUCCUGCAGCGACCAGCGCUGCAUGACGGGCGUUGACAAUGGCUACUACGGCUGCAACACGGAUGGGCUCGGCAACUACCUCAACACCACGGGCCUGCUGCCUGGGGACGACGCUCUCUGCGUGUACAAUGCAAACGAUGGAGCCUACGACUACUACGAAGCAGACUAUAAUACGGGAUCGUACCUUCAGUCGGUGGGGCAUGUGGUGGAGGACACCCUCUACCUCACUGCACCUGAUGGUACCGAAGUCAACCGAUCCAUCGUUUUUGGUUGUGGAGUGAACCAGCAGGGCUACUGGGGCAUGCAGGGGUGGCAGUACGGCUCGUGGGCAGCAGGAGGCGUGUUGGGGCUGGGGUGGAACAGCCCCUUCCUCUGGCAACUCACCGGCAUUAAUGACCCAAGCGCCUUCGCGGUGUGCCUCGAGGCCACCCCCACGAACAAUACGGGGUGGGAUGGCAAGGUGCCGCUGCAGACAGGCAGCAGCCAUCUCACCAUCGGAGCCACCGGCCUCCCUGCCGGCGCCAACUACUCCAAUAUGUCAUAUGAGUUCGGUGUGCAAUACACCCAGAUCACAAUAAGCAACGCCACGCACACCCUCCACAUCAAAGACCAAGGCUGGGUAGACCCCGACCUGCCUGUUGACUUCCCUAAGAACGCCACGCCGGGCUUCUUCUUCAUGCCCGAGUCCUUCGUGCAUCUCCUGCGCUACCCUCUCUUCAUGGAUCUUCUCGAGAAGGCAGAGGAUCCGUUCACCACCUUCCCCACCAUCAACAUUGCUAUCCCCUCUUCAGACAACACCAGCGCCACCUCGCACUUCUAUCUCAAGCCGCGCGAGUACCUCGCCCAGAUUGCACCGCCUACUUACUGCGUUAUGGCCACGUAUCUUCCUGCCGACAGAAACUACUACAGCUACAUUGGAGAGCCAGGGCUGAUCAACAAGUACCUCUUCCUGGACUACACCAACGAGAUCGCAGGAUGGAUGGAUGCUCCUAACUGUGGAGCUGAGCCCCUGCUGCCGCCACCCUCCCCUCCUCCACCUCCCUCACCUGUUUCUAAAGGGGCCACUCGCUCUCUCUCCCUAGUGGCGGCAGCUCUGUCAGCUGUUGUUGUCCUUGUCACCUCUGCCGCCCUGCUUGCUCUUGGUCUCCUGUAG